CACGUUUCAAGUCGUCGUGCAACCGCUCUCACGGGCACAUCGCGCUGUAGUUUAAUUCGGUUCGCGACGUAUAAACAUUCGAAAAUUGUAUUAGCAUGUGGCUUGUACCAACGGUCGUGAAAACUGUGACGAAUUGUGCUGUUAGCACAAAUUGUACCCAUCAGUAUUCAUAAAAAAACUCGUGUAAUAUAACAAUAUUGUUUACGCUGAACGUUGCUGCACAAUAACAUCAAACGAGAUAGUAAUAACAAAAAUAUACAAUACACGUUAUAAGAAUAACAAUAAAACAAACCGAACGAUAAAUAUUUAAAUUUAUUUUUGGUCACCGGUAAAAUAUUUAAAAUUUAAUAUCAUUGUGAAAAUUGUGUGAUUUUUCAACGGAAAUUUUUGGCGAUCUUGAAAAUUCAAGAGCACGCGCUUUUAUUUGAUGUGUUUAUCUGACUGAAUAUUAGAAAAGCGUAAAUUUCCUCGUUUCAGGUGUGAGCACACGUAUAAAUUACUCGCGCGCGCGAUGACAUCAAAAGUUAACGUGCGGCAUUGAAAAGUUCGAGUCGAAAACGCGCGCUCGGUUUGCGCGCAACUUUUGGGCGGGCAGGCGCAGGAUACGUCGGGAUAAGGUGAAUCGCUAUAAAUUAUAAUAACAAUAUAAUGGAUGUCUCAUGAAGUGCGCGUUGCCGGCUGAUGAGAGACAGACGGCGGACGAGUUCUAAUCGAAUAAGUGGCCAAUUCGCCAUCACGUCGACGCCGGCCGUCUUCAUCAACGGACCAUUAGGCAUCUGCGGUUUCGUGUGCAUGGUGAUCGUGUGAUGUGCCAUCAUCCGUCCUCUUGUCUAAUAAUGUGUUGAAUCGGUGUGAAAGACGUACAAACAUUGGUUGCAAGGAAUAUUUAUCGUCGUCGCUUGCAGCGAAGUUGGAGCACAAUGACGUCACGCACUUCCGUUAAGAUUAAGGACGUACAGUUUACCGUGACACUAUUAAUAAUCGCAUGCGGCGCGAUCGAAGCGGCGAGCAAAAGCGGCGGCGGCGAGUCGAGCGAGGCGCAGCGAUGUCCCGGCCCGCCCGACAAGGGCCCAUGCAACCGCAACAUUUACAAAUGGGCCUACGUGCCGGAGAAGAAGCGUUGCGAGAUGUUCGUAUGGGGCGGGUGCGCCGGCAACGACAAGAACCGCUUCGACACCGAAAUGCAAUGCUACAAGCGCUGCAUCAGCCCGAACGGCAAACUUCUGAAAGGCAACCCGGUGCCUUGGAAGGACCGGGGACCACAACUGACGUUUCAAGAAACCGGACACCAGAACACAUUCAUGUUCGCACAGUCGAAUACUUUUAUUCAGAUUGACGGCGACAUCAUCCAGACCUUCCAACUGAGAUUGUGUCGACAGAUUUCAUUCCAGUUCAGAACUCGUCUUCCGCAUGGCCUGUUGGUGUAUCACAACGUGAAGGUUCCUUCUGGGGUUGCUCUUCAACCUUAUGCUUUAUACAUCAUUGUACAGCAGGGACAAUUGAAGGUCGUGCACGUUUACGGCAAGCAUUCCACUGCGUUGACAGUGGGAAGAGGGUUAAAUCGAGACGAAUGGCAUUCCGUCACUGUUCGUAUCGACGUGCAUUCUGCCCGCCUGACUGCUACUGUUGAUGACCUCAAGAGUGAGACAGAUCUGAAGGGCUUGGAUAAAGAACACAAUUAUGGAGUACCUGCAAAUGUUACCUCAGUUAUUUUGAUUGGAGGUUUAUCUUCUGAGGAGAGACUGCAUGGUGUGAAAUACAUUAUCGAAUCUUUUGUCGGAUGCAUCAAGGACGUGAUUCUUAGCACAGGAAAGUCAGCGUCUGAUCUUUUACCAAUCAGCCCGUUAAUAGCGACGAAACACGAAAACGUUCAAGAGGGUUGCACGAACAAGUGCAGCUCCUACGACAACCUGUGCUUCCUGGGCUCACGCUGCAUAAAUCACUACAACAGCCUCACGUGCGACUGCUUUGGCACGCAGUACGAGGGCGAGUACUGCGACAUUUACACUGCAACGGUGUUAACCCUCCGAGGCUCGUCCUACGUUUCGUAUCGAGUGUACGACUGGAAAGAUCGCGUCCACUCAGCGAUGAAUCGGUUUUCCAUGCUCUUCAAAACCCAGUUUGAUGAUUCGGCGUUGUUUUACGCCAGUGGAGGAGAUCGGGGUAUCGAUCACUACCUCGCCGCCUCCAUCUACAACAAUUCCGUGUACAUCGAAGUGGACUUUGGCGACGGACCGAUGAGCACUGUGCUUGGGGUAGCGGCUAACUUCAGCGAAUGGAAUAAUUUGACGAUUUUUCACGAGUACGAUCGAGUGCACUUGGUGCUCAAUGAGGAGAAGGUAACAUUGGAUCUAACUGGCAAUUCAUUGCUGUACAUCGAUCCUGAGAUUUACAUUGGGGGCGGACCGGAGUUGCAAAAAAAGAAGGGCCUGCUUUCCAAGAAUAACUUUGCCGGCUGCUUCAAGUACGUGUUCUACAACGACGUGUCCAUAAUUUACGAACUCAAGAAGGCCAAUCCCAAAGUGCAUUACAUCGGCAUCCUGCGGCCUGAAUACAUCGAAGACGACGUUGAAGUGAUGCCGAUUACGUAUCCAUUUACGUCGUCGCAUAUUUGGUGGCCGAAUGAAUUAACAGAUUCGUUAUCGCUCAUCUUCGAGUUUAAAAGUAGCAGUAAUUUAAGCGUUUUGGCAUCCAGUGAGGCCCAAACAGGUCUCUAUUGGGAAGUGCGGGUUGUCAAUGAUGAAGUACGCUUCGAAUUAACAGAUUCUACUAAAAAUACAACUCAUUUGAUCAGUGUGAAGAAAACACGCGGGAUUUGGCAUACGUUAACAUUAAAAUACGAAGAUGAAGAAAUUUAUUUAGCGGUUGAUAAUCGAUACAAGCAGCAGAGUAUUGGAGACCUUCAUUUUUCGAAAGGUGACAAAAUUAAAAUUGGCAGUGGGUCCCGAACAAAUGCGGGAGUUGUUGGUUGCAUGCGUGAUAUCGAAGUUAAUGGUCAGCGUGUAGAGCCACGCUCGGUGCUACAGACGGAACGUGUCGUUGGGGAAGUGACUUUGGACGAUUGCCGCUUCAUUGAUCCGUGCAAGCGGCCGAACACGUGCGAGCAUGGCGGAAAGUGCUCUGUGAAAGAGGACCGUUUGAUCUGUGACUGCACCAACACAGGCUACCGUGGCAAAAACUGUCAUUUUGCAAAAUAUCGUAAAACCUGCGAGGAGCUCGCCUUGCUCGGUUAUACCAAGCCUGAUGUCUAUCUGAUUGAUAUCGACGGUAACGGUCGGUUUCCACCCGCCCACGUGCGUUGCGAGUUCCAAAGCUUGGAGGAUUCCACCAAGACGAUCGUCGAGCACAAUCUGCCAAGUCAGAUCGACGUUCGCUCGCCGUCGGAGAAGGACUUUAGCUUUAGUAUCAAGUACAGGGAGUUUACAGCCGACAUGCUGCAGGAAUUAGUCUCGCAUUCGCUCAACUGCAGCCAAUACAUUAAGUACGAUUGUCUGAAAGCGCCGUUGGAACUGCACUCGGCCACGUGGUUCAUUAGUUCUGCCAAUCAAACGGUAGACUUCAUCGGUGAUGUCAAAAGAGGGACAUGUCCGUGUUCAGUGAGUCAAAGAUGUGAAAAUCCGUCACAAUGGUGCAAUUGUGAUGACGUCGAGGAUAACAAAUGGAACUCGGAUGAUGGGUAUUACACGCUAGGCAACAGUCUGGGCAUCACCGAGAUGGUCUUCCUACAGCAGUCGAAUCUACCUGAGGACGCGCUCGGUCGGAUUACGCUCGGACCAUUAGAGUGCGUCGAAACAAACACUCAAAGGUACGUCGUUACGUUCACGACCAGUCAAUCAUACAUCGAAGUGCCCGGCUGGCGCAAAGGCGAUUUGGCAUUUUCAUUCCGGACAACUGGAAAGAAGGCAAUUUUAUUGUACCAGCCACCUAUACGACCAAACUACCCGAGUUUUAUGGUUGCAUUGACAAGCGACUUCCAGUUAACUUUUAAUUUCACAUUAAACACCGGUGUUUCAAAGGAGAUUGUUAUUAUUUCCGGAAGGAAACUCAACGGUGGGGAAUGGCACAAACUUUGGAUCGAUUACAAUAAAUAUCAUGUGCGUGUAAUGAUAAACGAAGACUACCGCAUGGUUGAUUUAAAACCAGAAGAAGAGUUUGGUCCAUUUGAAGGGUCAAUGUUCAUUGGAGGAGCACCCGAUUUUCUUCAUCCAAAAUCAUCGAUUUCUCAAGGCUUAAUCGGUUGUUUCCGUGGGUUAGUGGUAAACGAAGAAAUCCUUGAUAUUUAUGCCUACAUGAGCGUGCAUCUUAGUGAAAUUAUCAAAGAUUGCAAGCCGUCAUGCGUGCCCAAUCCGUGCAAAAAUGGCGCCCAAUGCAAGGAACUUUGGAGCACGUUCGAGUGCAUCUGCCCGAAUCGUUGGGCGUACAAAGGAAUCUACUGCGAAACCAACAUUAACACGAACGCCAUCACAUUCACACAUCCCGAGUCAUAUUUGAAGCAGAGCUACUUGGGUGCUGAGGUACUCGACGAAAACUUUGUUCUGCGCGAAAUAUUCGAGGAUUUGGUGCUCAUUAAUUUGCGAACGUACGAUAAAACUUCGCUCAUUCUCUACGCCAAUGACCAUCUGAACAAUUUCGUCCAGCUGUAUUUAGAGAACGGAACCAAAGUCGUUUAUAUGUUCAACUAUGGCAAUGAAAUUAAGAAUUUAACGGUGGAAUAUGCCGAACUGAAUACGAGCACUUCAGUGCAGAUCGCAAUCGAGAGGAAUGAAUUUAAUGUCACGCUGCACGUGAAUGACAAAAACACUACCCUGAAUGUUGGCGUUCUAUUACAUGACGAAUAUUCGCACAAGCCGUGGAUAAAUCCGGAAAAAGAGGUUUUGGCUCCCCAACGACCACCAGCACCCCCAACCGAAUACUUUCAACUGAACCUCGGCGGUUACGAUCCGGGAACCCUUCUGCGCGUUUCGAAUACGUUGCCCAACCUGCCCGGCUAUGUGGGAUGCCUGCGCGGGUUGUUAAUAGGUCAAACUCUAAUAGAUCUGCCCACAAAAGUGAAAAAAUCCGAUAAAACUUUGGGCGUCAUUAAGCAUUGCGACAUGAAGUGCGAUGCGGUGCCGUGCAAAAACGAUGGCAUUUGCAUUGAGGAUUUUCGUAAUCAGGAACAUCGAUGCGACUGCGAGCACACGAGCUACUACGGCGACUUUUGUUCGGAUGAAAAAGGCGCUGAUUUCAGCGGAGAGUCGAAUUUGUGGCGGGAUUAUUACCUCAACGGGACCGUGGAGUCGGUCAAAGUACAGCUCGCUUUUUCCAGUAUGGAUAAUCGACAGAAAAAUACAGUAUUGUUACUGCUACAUACCGAAAACUAUCGUAGUUAUUACCUCUUGGUUGGUUUGACGCCAGAAGGACAUCUGAUUUUCCAAGAAGAUCGCGAGGGUGCCGUGUACGGUUCCAUCGUGAGCAAGAAAACUUUUAUCAACGGCGCCAGACAUUCGGUAUAUUACAAACGAGAAGCAAACGAGUCCGAACUGCUCGUCGAUAGAGAGGUCAUCCCGAUGGUGCAGAUCCCUGCGCAAACAUUCAUCCCCAUUCCCGAGAAGGGCGCCAAUGAAGUACAAAUCGGCGGGCACAACACACAGGAUCCGCGAUUUGCUAUUUACAAAGGAUAUGGGGGUUGUUUGUCGAACAUAUUUAUUGAAAUUAACAAGUAUGCAAUGAAGCCAUUAGAGGAGUACAUGUUGUUUACAAAGGCGGGGGCGGAGAAAGUGAAUGUGUCAAAUCCACAUGGUGUCAGGAGUGCCCAAUGCAGCGCACACUUUGAUGUAAUGCAUAAAAUUCCAGCUGGGCCUACAAAUUUAAACAUAAGUCAGGGAAAAGAUAAGACUUGGGUUGAAGAUGCACCACAACGUGUUCUUUAUAAAUCUCACUACCACGCCGCAGAAGUACAAGAACAAAACCAUACAGAAGUAGUUGUAAUAGUUCUGGCUACUUUAUUUGUUUUGGUUAUUAUUUGCUCGUAUUAUGAGGUGUGGCGCAACAACAAACAAUAUAAAAGACGGAAGGAACUAGAGACGGACGCCAGUAUUUUUUGGUCAAAGGAACAAGCACUUAAAAUGCAAGAACCAGCGCAACUUAAUAUUGAGUCGAAUGAUACAACAAUUAAACCAUUGCUCAAUGGUAAACUCUCGAUCAAACUAAAUAAUGGCAACAACAAUGGAAGCGUCCCAAGUUUGAAGGACAUGGUCCCCGGAACGCCAGAAAAAGAAAAACCCGAAACACCAACGACACCAAGCGGGAAGAAUGGCAAAGAUAAACGCAUUCGAUUUGGUGAAGGCAACGAACUCGAAAUGGAACCCAUAGAAAGCAAGGAACUCUUAGUAGCGGUUACUGAAGAAGAGGAAGAAGAGGUUCACACGUCAGAUGAUGACGAUACAGACAGCAAGGAGAGCAAGCCAGUACUAAAGAAACUCUUUCAAAGAAGGCCAACUACGAAUCCUGAAAAAGUGAUGGAUAAAUAUAAAGAGGAAAUCUACGCCCGCUCUUCUUAAAUCCGCAACAGCGACGCUUCGCUAACCCGAUCAGUUAUCUGGGCGGGCCAAUGCUGCCGGAUAAGCCACGCUCGAGUUUGGAAAGCAUUUUAUCGGUUGAUUGAAGCGUUCUUUUGGCGGCGUGCGUGGAUUGCAAGUUGCUCGCAUAGGACGCUGAUGGGAGAUGCGAGCAAGCAAACUAGGAAGCAAGGUGGAGUGGAUUUAUUUGUGAUUUAACUUUAGCAUUCGUUUUCGUUGGCGUAGAAGAAGAAGUUGCUCAAAAUUGAGUUUUAAGCUGAGUAAUUUUUCUAGCUAGAUUAUGCUUUAACUAAUUAAUAGAUCAAUCAAACAAUAUUGAAACAUCUGAACACUGUAAAUUCUUCAGUUUUCUUCUGUGAUAUAAGAGGUAAUAAGUUGAGCUGAAAUGGAUAUCUGUAUAUGUUAAUCCGGAUUGUUAAAUAGUGCAACUAUCGUAAAAUCUUAUUUAUGUAAUAGAUAUAUAAAAUUUGAAAUAGAAGGGGCUGGUGAAUGUCCCAAAAUGUGUUCCAAA
Messenger RNA from Dalotia coriaria, 7071 nucleotides. Its product is annotated as axotactin-like. The record is from RefSeq and is a predicted model, not a curated record. The transcript has 20 exons. The coding region runs from base 921 to 6542 and encodes 1873 amino acids. Gene Ontology annotation, molecular function: serine-type endopeptidase inhibitor activity. Lineage: Eukaryota; Metazoa; Arthropoda; Insecta; Coleoptera; Staphylinidae.